Messenger RNA from Alligator sinensis (Chinese alligator), 2296 nucleotides. Its product is annotated as interferon regulatory factor 6. Gene Ontology annotation, molecular function: RNA polymerase II cis-regulatory region sequence-specific DNA binding; DNA-binding transcription factor activity, RNA polymerase II-specific; protein binding. The transcript has 8 exons. The record is from RefSeq and is a predicted model, not a curated record. Gene Ontology annotation, biological process: regulation of transcription by RNA polymerase II; immune system process. The coding region runs from base 467 to 1849 and encodes 460 amino acids. Gene Ontology annotation, cellular component: nucleus. NCBI's taxonomy places the organism in Eukaryota, Metazoa, Chordata, Crocodylia, Alligatoridae.
GGGGACCCAAUGUGGGGGCCUGUUGAAAGGUCAGGUGAGCCCUGAGAAGGGGCUAUGUUCACAGGAGCCGGGUGAGGAGCCAGGCAAGAGGGGCUGAGAGCUGUGGGCGUGUUGAGGAGCGAGGUGAGGCGGAUGCGUGAGCGACCUAGGGAAGGGCCCGGGUGAAACCAGUGUGUGUAGCAGAGCAUGGGGGCCUAUUGCGGGGCCUGGAUGAGCCCAGAGAAGGAAAGGGGGCUUCAGUAAGGAAGAUCUAUUGGGCGCUCUGGGAGAAAGAGGGAGUGAUGUGUGGAGGGGCCCGAGAGGGCGGACCUAUGGAGAAGAGAGGGCUGACUGCUUGAGGACUGACCCUGGGAAUCUCAACUGGUCCAAGCUGGGGCCAGGGCCUGGAAAGGGCCAAAGGAUGAAAUAGCCCACUGCAAGAGAUGGCCAGAACUGGGAGCCUGGAGUCUCGACUGUCCCGGAGAUAAUGGCACUACACCCACGGAGAGUUCGUUUGAAACCCUGGCUGGUAGCCCAGGUAGACAGUGGUAUGUACCCAGGCCUUGUCUGGCUAAAUCGGGAAGCAAAGCGAUUUCAGAUCCCUUGGAAACAUGCAACACGACACAGUCCUCAGCACGAAGAGGAGAACACCAUCUUUAAGGCAUGGGCCGUGGAAACGGGAAAGUAUCAGGAAGGAGUCGAUGAACCAGACCCUGCAAAAUGGAAGGCCCAGCUCCGGUGUGCUCUUAACAAAAGCCGGGAAUUCAACUUGAUGUACGAUGGGACCAAAGAGGUGCCCAUGAACCCUAUUAAGAUUUACGAAGUGUGCGAUAUCCCACAGUCCCAGGGAUCAAUCAUUAAUCCAGGUUCCACUGGCUCGGCUCCCUGGGAUGAGAAAGAUAAUGACCUUGAUGAUGAGGAAGAAGAAGAAUUAAACCCAUCUCAGCAUGUCCCCAUACAGGACACUUUUCCGUUUCUUAAUAUUAAUGAUUCCCCGAUGGCUCCAGCCAGCGUAGAAAAUUGCAGCACUGAAGCAGCGUGGCCAAAGAGUGAACCGCUAGAUAUGGAGAUGCCCCCAAGCACUCUGCAGCAUGACUUCUUCAGCUCUCCUGAGCUCUGGAUUAGCUCUCUCCCAAUGACAGAUCUAGAAAUCAAGUUUGAAUAUCGAGGAAAAGAGACUGGGCCAACCGCAACUGUCAGCAACCCCCAGGGAUGCAGGCUGUUCUACGGAGAAUUGGGUCCUAUGCCAGACCAGGAAGAACUGUUUGGACCUAUUAGUUUGGAGCAAGUAAAGUUUCCAGGAACAGAACAGAUCACCAAUGAAAAGCAAAAGAUUUUCACAGGUCGGCUACUAGAUGUCAUGGACAGGGGACUGAUUCUGGAGGUCAGUGGCCAUGCCAUCUAUGCCAUCCGGCUAUGCCAGUGCAAGGUGUACUGGUCUGGGCCAUGUGCCCCUUCAUCUACCACACCAAACCUGAUUGAGAGGCAAAAGAAAGUCAAACUCUUCUGUCUGGAAACAUUUCUAAGUGAGCUGAUUGCCCAUCAGAAAGGACAGAUUGAAAAACAGCCACCCUAUGAGAUCUACUUCUGUUUUGGGGAAGAAUGGCCUGAUGGAAAGCCUAGAGAGAGAAAGCUGAUUGUGGUGCAGGUCAUUCCAGUUGUAGCUCGGAUGAUUUACGAAAUGUUUUCAGGCGACUUCACACGUUCCUUCGACAGCGGCAGCGUGCGGCUUCAGAUCUCCACACCAGAUAUUAAAGACAACAUCGUUGCCCAUUUGAAACAGCUGUACCGCCUCCUGCAGACCCACCAAGAUACCUGGUCAAUGCCGGCACCAAAUAUGCAGAUGACUCAACCGCUCCCAGCACAAUGACACAUUUGAUUUUUGGCUUAUAUCUGGCUUUACUCUCUGGUUUCUUAUCUGUACAUAUCAAAGGAUAGACUUAAUUCGUGCCUUGCCUGUAUUAAAAUGAAACCUGUGAAAAAUCCUGUAUGCAGAUGGCCAGUUUUCAACACUAGAUAGAAUUAACUUCUUAGAAGUCUAAAUUGAAAAUCUUUAGACACAACAUCUUUAGUUAAUGUUUCUCUCUUCCUCAUCUCUCAGUAGGUUGCUUAUGCAGUCUGCUAUGCAUGUAUCUCAGGUUUUCACUUUGUAAUAUUUAAUUGAAACUCCCAUACUGAUGGACUGUGUAUAAAUACUAGAUCAAUGUAAAACAAUUUUAAUUCUCUUGAAUGUCAAUGUAUUUUCGUAUGCUUUUCAUUAAACUGCUUUUGAGAAAUAAAAUAAGAAAGAACAAUCACAAAUAGUGAUUUUUCUAUA